UGGUGGUCAGAAAGGCUGAGCUCGAUCUGAUUCUCCACCUCAAACUGGCGGGCGGACCGUGGACUACAGCGUGCAGCACAACAGGUUUUUCUUGAAGUCGCUUUGAGCUGUGGACUAUAUUUGCUCGACUGCACGAGAUGAUGGGUUUCAGAGAGGAGAAGCAGCACCUGUAUCGGACAAUGGCUGGACACUAACGAAUCUGUCGGAAGGUUUCUGUGUGUUUUCCAAAAAAAGCUGUGGCAUAUUCUGAAAACGAACAGUGCAGUCAUGAAGUCAGUCCUGGAUGGUAUAGCAGACACAACGUUUCGAACAAUAACCACAGGUUUACAGUACCUUGGCUCGAAUGAUGUAAAUUAUGAUGAAGCAGGCAUUGAGACAGACUUUACCAAGGGAGGAUAUUCAUCCCAAAAACUGUCUUUCUCUGCAUUCCGUAGUGGUUCCUUCCAUGGGAAGUCAACAGCAGAAGAUGAUCUUCUUUUAAAAGGCAUUCCAUUCUAUCCAACAAACAUUACCGACCUGUACACAAACAAAUCGACCCCUGCCUACAUGGAGGAUGAAGGCAACAUACAGUGUGGGGAGAACUUCAUGGAUAUGGAGUGUUUUAUGAUCCUGACACCCAGUCAGCAGCUCGCAAUUGCUGUCCUGGCCUUGACACUUGGAACUUUCACAGUGCUGGAGAAUUUUGUCAUCUUGUGUGUCAUCCUUCACUCACGUACCCUCAGAAACAGACCUUCGUACCAUUUCAUUGGUAGCCUUGCAGUGGCAGACCUGCUGGGCAGUGUCAUAUUUGUGUAUAGUUUUGUUGACUUCCAUGUUUUCCACCGCAAGGACAGUCCCAGUGUGUUUCUCUUUAAGCUGGGUGGAGUUACAGCCUCAUUCACCGCCUCUGUGGGUAGUCUCUUCCUUACUGCCAUAGACAGGUACAUCUCUAUCCACAAGCCUCUGGCUUACAAACGGAUUGUUACUAGAACAAAGGCUGUGAUUGCCUUCUGCAUGAUGUGGGCUAUUUCAAUCAUCAUAGCAGUGCUCCCUCUGUUAGGAUGGAACUGCAAAAAACUCAACUCUGUUUGCUCAGAUAUUUUCCCUCUGAUUGAUGAAAAUUACCUUUUAUUCUGGAUUGGGGUCACCAGCGUGUUGCUACUAUUCAUAAUCUAUGCUUAUGUGUACAUUCUGUGGAGGGCGCACACCCAUGCCGUCAGAAUGUUAAGCCGUGGAACUCAAAAGAGUGUGAUUGUGUACUCCCCUGAUGGUACUAAAGUGCAAAUUACUAGACCAGAGCAAACCCGCAUGGACAUUAGGCUAGCAAAAACUCUAGUUCUUAUUUUGGUGGUCCUGAUAAUCUGCUGGGGACCUGUAUUGGCAAUAAUGUUGUAUGAUCUCUUUUGGAAGAUGAAUGACCUCGCCAAGACCAUCUUUGCCUUUUGCAGCAUGCUCUGUCUGAUGAACUCUACAGUAAACCCAAUCAUUUAUGCUUUGCGCAGUAAAGAUCUGAGGCAUGCGUUUCGUAGCACUUUCCAUUUCUGUAAAGAGUCUGCCUUGCCCUUUGAUAACAGCGUGGAAUCUGAUUGUCAGAACAAGCAAUCGCACCACAUUGGCAGUGCCAAAAAAGCUGCAGAGAACUGUGUGAAGAGCACUGUGAAAAUAGCCAAAGCAACCAUGUCUGUCUCCACGGAAACAUCCGCCGAGGCAGUGUGAGUUACUCAGCUACUAUCAGCUGUGAUAUACAAGUAGAAGCAACAUACAGCACUUACUGUAGUUUUAAUCAUUUCACACUCUAAACCCCCAUAUAUAAAGAUCACAUGGGGACUGUUCUAGUUAAAAAGUAUUCAUCAUAUCUGAUGUUGUUGUAAAACAUGAAAUUCUUGGUCCUUCUCCAAGUGCCAAAUUGAGUUGUGCACGAUAGAGAGCACUGUCCAUGGGAGAGGGAGAGAGGAUGGUGAAGGGGGGCAUGGGGGGAUUAAAAAGAACAACAUGUAAAUAAAGUUUUCAUGAUUAGUCGGGCUGUGAACUUGAGCGAAGUAUAAAUGCAAUUUAUUUGUAAUAAGUGAACUCUUUCUGAGUAGCGCAUAUAUAAAGAACAAUACAAACAACAUCAUUUGUUAACUGUGAAAUCAGGUCUGUUCUAUUCAUAUUUUAUAUUUUAAAAUGAAACAUGGGGCAAAGGGGCUAUUGCACUUGGUAUUCUGUAGUAAAAUGUGUUUAUGUAUAUUUGAACUGAAAAUAUGGUAUAUAAAUACUAAAGUGCAGCUGAUAAACUCAUACUGUUAAUCAUUUUGAAAAGUUCGCUCAUCAGUAUUGACAUUUACCGCAUUGUCAAAGUGUGUUGUUUGAAAGUGAAAAGAGAAAAAUUUGGUGGGGGCUUAAAUAAAAUUACAGAAUCAUUUUACAGGGAUUUUAGACACCUGUCUUGCAAUUACACAAUGUAGUUACACUUUUGGGAGACAAGAGUGUCUUUUAAUUACAUAUCAUGUAAAUAAUGCAUGAUAUAUAAUUAGCCUGUAAGUACAAUGUAAUUACAGUGUAAUUACCAUACCUGUAUUUUGAAGUGUGAGUCAGUUUUGAUGUUUUUUUGUGAAAAUAGGAAAUUCCAACCCUGGUUGCGUGAAUCUUCUUUUUUUCUCUUUUUGCUGGAAAGGUUGAAUGUUAACAAAUUUUCCAUCCGUGGUGCUUGGAAAAAAAAGAAGAAACUUUAAGCUCUCUUUAAUAGAUAUGUCAUUUUUUUUUUUUGCUAUUAGCACUGUACAAAUUUAAGAUGUAAUGGUUUUGGCAUCUCAAGGGGCUAAUUUACAGCACUGAUGGAUGAUAUUAAUCUUGUAUGGUUAGAGGCUAAUGAGCUCCUGCUGCGCGUUCACAUUGAACAGAAGAAAAUGUUUGUAUAACAAGUCAACAGACUUGUGUUUAUGAAGGUUUUGAAGCAUCAGGAGGUCAUAUGAGUGGUUUAGAAAUGUCUUUUUCAAAUUCCAUCUUUUCAGAUUACAGAGCUGGCAGUACUUUUUUGACCACUCAUGUACUACUACAAUAUUUUACCGUUCACAAGAGAGAUUAUCUAGGUCAAAUAUUACUCAUGCUGGGUUCACUUUAAAAUAUCAAAAUAUGUAACACUUCACAGGAACUAUUUACAAUCAGAUUUGUAAUUUCACAAUGUACUUUCACCACUUCCUCCUUGCAUGUUUGUUUUCUAGCAGAAGGUAGUUGAGGAACAGAUGCCUUUAAGUACGAAGAGAAUAUACACAAGUAUUAUAGAAGAUAUAACUACGUUCCACCAGUUAGACACUAUUAAAAAGAAGAGGGCAUGGGUGUCUGUAGCCAUUAAGAACCAAGAAGAAUGGCUUCUGGCAAAGCUGCUGCUUAUUUAAUAAUUUUUUAAAAAUGACAGUUUUCUGUCUCUUCUUAAAUAUAAGUGGUUAAAGAUAGGGCUGGGUUAGGGUUAAUCCAGAAAUAUAUUGGUUUUUCUUCAAGUUAUCCAUGAGUUUUGCAAAUAUAUGCAUACUUAAAUGCUGAAACACUUAAUUAUGUUGUACCCAACUUCCUAGCACUAUGUUUGUGUUGACAGUUCCAAAAUAACUAUAUCAUGCACAGGUAAAACCUAUUUCCUUUUUUAAUGAUUUGUUAAAGUUAGUUCACUUUUGACUGGUUGUUCAUGUUGUUCCUUAAACAUAGUUUUCAUUUACUGUAGCACUAGCCUAUAUUCUGUUAGCGCUUACGAGCAUACACAGACGGCAAAUAUUUUCAGUCUGGUUAUAUUCAAUGUAGGAUCACAGAAAUCAUGAGCUGGUCAUGUCAGCAUUGGCCACAAACUAGGAACCAACACUACAACGCACAAUAAUUUAACACAGGACACACUCAAGACCAAAGUCACGAGUUUUAUAAUUAGCAGGAAGUAGCUGCUAAUUAAGAGAUUUUUUUGCAGCGAAUAGCAGCAGCCAUAAUGACACCCACAGCGUUAGCAGGAAAGUUUUGCUAUAGUAUUAGAGUUGUUUUCUUCUACUCAAUAACAUUCCCCAUCCAGUUACUGAACCCGCUUAGUCUAAUUUUAGGGUUCAGAAAGGCAGCGCUUAUCUGACAACAUUGGCCUCAAGAAGACCCAGGCUAGGACAGGACAGAAGAAAAGUUUUUUCCCUAGGCAGACAAAUUACAGUCGUCAAUUAACUAAAUUGUAUUUCUACUGGAUAUGUCAGAAGAAACUGCAGUACUUAAAGAAAACCAACAUUGACAUGGCAAGAACAUGCAAACAUUAGCAAGACGGGAUACAAAUCUUGAAGCCACAGUGCCAAAUCCAAACCAUCUUGAAUGCUAUAAAAGAUUAGAAUAGGCCGUCAUUUUGUAGUGUUCAAAUAGAAAACAUUGCAGAAAUGUUAGGAUCCCAGUGGUAAUGAAAUAUACAGUAGUUACAUUGUAAUUAAAUAUUGUAUUUUUAAACAAAAUCUACUUUUUUAUUGAUUUUGCAGACAUUCAAAACAUUUCAGUCAAGUAAUUCUCUAUACCUUGCAUAUUUUUAAGCUAAUUUCUUUUUUACAUUCAUAAUUGAAUAUAUAUUGCUGAAUUAUUUUUCUAAACCUAAAUAUUAGUUGAAAUUAAGUUACUUAGACAACCAAGUAAACCAUAUCUUUUCUGAAAAAAAUGAUUUGCUACAAUAUGCAAAGUCCUUGCUGUGCUCAAAAUGAAGUAUUUCAAUCAUAAAUGGCAAGCGGUAUGUAACAUUAGUGGUUUUUCAUUUCAGAGCUAAACUACAAUAGUCUCAAGUUGAUGACAUUUAUGGCUUUUUAGAAAUAAUAGCAGCAGUCUUUUACGCUAGAGAAUACUGUUAACAAAAUUGCUUUUUUUUCUUAUUCUUUGCAUAUAAGAUUUUUUUUUCAGAGCUUUAUGUGUGUGUAAGGAAUAGUAGGUAAAUAAUGAGGUUUCAGAAAGGAUGAAGCCUUAAUAUCCAGAACGGAAACGGAAGGAUUAGGCUUGAACCACUCAUGAGGCACGGUCUGAUAACAAAUGAUUUCCACAAUAGAAACAGACAUGAGAAAAUUGAGUAUAUUGGUUUUUGUAACUAAGUUGCACUUGCUUAAGAUGAUACUUGAACCACACAGUGAAAAAAAAAAAAACAAAAACAUAAUAUACCUGUGGAGCUCACAACAGUGCUUGUUCAAUUUGAUAAAGAUCCUCUCAGCUACUCAAAAAAACAAAUUUUGCAGACAGCUUUCAGUCUGAAAUGUGCCCACUAGCACCAGAUUAAGCAAACAUGAAUGAUCAAUUCUGUGAUGGAUAUUGGAGCUCAGUUUAAAGCUGAAAUAUGCCAGAUCCUUUUUUCUGAUGUCACUUUUUAAGCAAUAAGUCAAAUGAACAGUUAGGGUCUUCUAGUUUUAUUAACAUUUAUUAUUAGCAAUCUCUUUGUUCAUCUCUGCCCCAUGAUAAAUCCCUAGCUGUUAACAGUAAAUAGGAAUAUAUGCUUUAAAUGGGGACCACCCUAAAGCAAAGGGCAUACACAAUACCCUGCCCUCAAUUCACAAUGUGCAACUAUAAGAUUAAAACCAAUGGUGGUGAUGUCCAUUUAGAAUGGGUCUGCUUUUCAUUAUGAGGGUCUUGCUGCUCUUAGUAGCAGGAAUGCUAGGUUCUCUUACUUCAGUUUUGGUUUUGUAGCUGUUUGACUGGUGCUUCUGGCAUAUGGUCAGAAUGACUGUGAUUCUGGUGUCACCUGGUCAUUGCCACUCAUGAUUUUGCAGGGACCUUGACUAGAGACACUUUAGGCACAUCCUUAAGCCAGUCCUUAAGUUGUUGUACGCCCAGUAACAUUUACCACCAGCACAUGUUUAUGUAAUCGCAGCUCUAAAUAACCCUUGGAAGAGUUAGGGUACAUAGGAGAACCUGUGUUAUGCGAAGGCAGCCUAGAAGCUCAUUAGUUAGCACCACUGCCUCUCUGCACCAGGGUUAAAGGCAUACAAGUUAGGUUAAAUUGAAGAAAAUUAAUAGCUGGUAAGUAAACGUGGUCCACCUGAUCUGGCACCAUGCAGUCCCUCAUUGAUGGAUUGAAGGCCAGAUGUCCACAUGACUAUCAUCAUCUAAUUCUUUCACGUG
Molecule: messenger RNA, 6063 nt
Organism: Polypterus senegalus (gray bichir)
Lineage: Eukaryota; Metazoa; Chordata; Cladistia; Polypteriformes; Polypteridae
Gene: cnr1
Product: cannabinoid receptor 1
Exons: 2
Coding region: 268-1695 (475 amino acids)
Biological process (GO): G protein-coupled receptor signaling pathway
Cellular component (GO): membrane
Molecular function (GO): cannabinoid receptor activity
Source: RefSeq, a predicted model, not a curated record